Blastomyces gilchristii SLH14081 is the source of this 5758-nucleotide messenger RNA. RefSeq names its product C2 domain-containing protein. Lineage: Eukaryota; Fungi; Ascomycota; Eurotiomycetes; Onygenales; Ajellomycetaceae. The record is from RefSeq and is a predicted model, not a curated record. The transcript is spliced from 5 exons. Bases 921 to 4976 code for a protein of 1351 amino acids.
AUUCCCUUCAAAGAACAGUUUCACAGCUAGCGGGCUGUGAAGACAGUGCUUGAGCCAUAAAAACUUGGCCCAGGGCCAGUAUUCGUGAUCGUUCAAGUGCAGGGCGUUCCUAAAUCUGACAAUCAAAACGCAUGGCCGCCGUAAAAUUCUCAAUUGUGACAGGUCUCGGGCGAUGAAGCGUCGGAGUGGAGGCCAAGCACGCAGACGAUAUCUUGAAGCAGCUUGGCUCCCGUACCGUUUAUUUAGCUAUUUAGUUAGUGAAUAUUAAAUAGUAGCACUUACGAUGUAAUGUAAUUAAAGUUGGUGGAUGCGACUGAUCCUGAAACCACGUCCCGCAAAACCUUCCCCACCAUCAAACCUCACAACACUUAGAAUCAAUGCAAUCAGACGUCGGUAUUUGCCAGCUUAACAUCUCCUGGUAUAGCCAGGGAAUUCUGCAUACUCGAAGAUCGCAAUAAGACCCUGCGCCUUUCUACAGUCACUCGGGGCUGCUGCCAAGUCGCCAGACCAACGACUGUCUCGGAACUGUCAACCUUUCGUCAGCAUCACCACUGCCACUGUAACCUUAAAUAGAUAAGCAACGUAUAUUUCCAGCUCUUUGGCUUUCAGGUCCAGCCUCCUAUCCAACCUGCACACAUCAUCCUUAAUUACUUAAAACACUACUUGUCUCCUUACCGUUUGCUGAGACUCUUCUUCUAUUAGCCAUCGACCUAACGUUGUACUGCAUGACUACGCAUUUCCCAGCGCCGCAAGCCUGUGAAACCUCGAACGCCCGCAUUGAACGCAGAUAAGAAGGACGUUUUUAUUCCACUUCUGCAGACUUGGCUCCUCGUGCAGGACUCCAUGACUAUAUCUCUUCUCUCCCGUCGCUCAGCUACCCUCGUUUGGAUAGAGAAAAGGGAAACACGUGCUUAGGUCUCAUGUCGACUGCAUCCUCCCGUUCUCGCGGCUUUGGUCGACGAUUAGAUAGCGACAGUGGUCCAGGCCUAGGUCGCCGUUCUCGGAAUGUUUCCAUUUCUCGAAAGAGGCCUGUCAGCCACAAUGACGCCUACAUAUAUGCCCUUCGAGCUGCAUAUCUCGCCUACCUUCUCCAACCAAGGGCACGUCGCACCCAGAGCGUUCCAGUUCCCCGCCAGCGAGCUCACAAAUCAUCAGCUUCCAUAAUAGCCGAUCUAAACUUCGUCAAAGAUAACAAGAGCACGAGGCUACCUCAUGGGUUUAUCGGCCGGCUCGAAAAUCGAGUAACGGGAGUGUUUAAAGGGAUCGAAAAAGAGAAAGCUUACCAGGAUGAGGCUGUCAGGAGGACUUUUGCGGCAUUUCUAAAUCAGUUGAGGGAGCCAGGUUUUAACAAGAAUAUGAGAGAGGACAGACGGGCAGAACCCCUGGUUUUAAUCUUCGUUACCCAUGCUACAAAAGAGCUCUCCAAAGGUCAGGCACAAGAUGAUAUCAGCUGGAAGCUUAUGGUUGAUAGGCAUGUGGCUCUAUUCGUGAGGAUCAUCAGUUUGGUCCUCAAAGACCAGGGUUGGGAUAAGGAUAGGCCUGAGCUGGCUAGCCAACUUUCCACUCUGGAAACCAAAUUGCUUGCACAUGAUCAGAACCUUGCGGAGGCAUCCCCAAAGGAUGGAAACGUAAUUACCGAACUCGUGCCCCUGACUUACAAGGUCGAAGACAUGCCAUUAGUCCAAUUUGUGGCGAAAGUGUUUGGACUCAGGAAUUCGUAUGUGCAGUCAGAUAUAAACAAGUAUAAAGAUGUGUGGACAGCGACGGCGGCCCUACAAGACCUUAAAACAUACCAGGUGCAACUCAACCUGAAUACCAGGAAGACUCUGUCUAAUGAAGACUUCGACUCAACCGAAGCUUUUGAAGCGUGGAAGAAAGCCGAGGCUGGCGAACUCUCCCGGAUGAUGUUCUCUAUAAUGCAGUCAAACCCCGAUACCAAAACAAGUCUGCCUGGUAGCACACUUCCUCAUCUCAAUACCAGAUCUAGCGACCCCCAUGCAAUAGAUAUUGGUUAUUCCGACACCUCGGACAUUUCUUCAAUAGAUGCUGCUUCUUUGUCACAGCCCGAUGCGUCUCAUGAUUACGCUGAUAACUCUAAUAUUUACACCUUCAUUCCCCCGGAUCCUAGGUCGUUUUACCGUUUUAUACUCCUUCAAGUGGUAAACCACGAGCUACAGGAAAGACAGACCAACGCAUCAGACGCGACAUCAGACUCACCAGCUACGGCUCUCCUUUCAAAACAAGCUACGGAUCUACUCAACGAAAUAGGCCUUCGCUGGCGAAUACCAACAUCCAGUCGUGCUGUAUUGCUCCUUGAUGUUUUCCGGGAGAAAUAUGUGGAGCAGGAGAUUGACCUUGACACAUUGGAUUCGGCAUUCAUUCUUGUGAACCAACCACCGUCGGAGAAAUCGAAACGUAGCAGUAGUCUAAUCGUCUCCUUGCUCUCAAAUAGGGAGAAUUGGACGCUGGCUGAUUUUGGUGUAAUGACACACCUGCUUGCCUCUCUCCACGAAGCGCUCCUUCGACAUCUCUAUGAGACGAUGAUGCACUGCUUUGACACCAAAGUUCCCCCUAUAGGUUCAGUGAUGUACAUCCUUGAAAACUAUGUCGAAGCUGACCCCAAUUUUAUAUCUAAACCAGACGACGUUGAGAAUUUUCGUUCUUAUGUAUAUGAUGGACUAGUUGACAAGGCAAAAGAAGUAUAUCAAGAACAUCUCAACAAGGAAAUACCCCCAGAACAGGAUGUGUGGGAGUUUUAUCAUGUAAUUCAACUUGGGAAAGGAAUUUUGAAGCUUUGCCAACGAAUACAGAAGAGAUAUAAGAAGAACCCGGAAAUCAUGGGCGUCAAUCCCGCAACUAUCCUGUCCAAAUGCGUUCUUCCUAUGUUCGCAGAGGACGCACGCGAUAUCAUAACUAGGAUUAUACAGCAAGCCCAAGAUAAAAACGAGGAGAUUGGCGUCCAGGAUGGCUUUGAUUUGUACAAAGAAUUGGCACAAAUCCGCCAAUUUUAUACAACAACACUCCCUGGUGAACCUUUUCCCAUCCCAAUCGAGGAACUUCUGUCCAACUUCGUUUGGCGCUGGAUACAAGCUACUGAUGAGAAGAUCGUGGAUUGGGUCAAUCAAGCUAUCAAACAAGAUGACUUCAAAGUCCGCACUGAAUCACCGACUGACAUACCGACACAAGAGCAACGACGCAGCUUAUCCGUCGUAGAUGUUUUCCGGUCUUUUAAUGAAGUGAUUAAUCAAAUUGUGCAGCUGAAUUGGGAUGACGAUGUGGGAUAUGCUAAGUUCAUGACGGCCAUUUCGAAAUCAAUCGGAAGAGGCAUUGCGAGAUACUGCGAAGUUCUUGAACAACAAUUUAGUAGGGAAAUGGAUCGCCUUACCCCUGAACAAGAAGCAUCCUUGUCGCAAUCACGACAAGAGAAGUGGAUGCAGAUGGCCAAGGAGGCGUGGAAUAAUAAAGAAAAAAUUGAACCGUUUCAGUUCUUCCCCCAGUCCUUUGUAAAGCUGAAUAAUAUCGAAUAUGCCCUCCAUCAGUUGGAUAAGCUUGAAAAGGACAUAAAUGUUGAUGCUUGCGCGGAUGUGCUUGCAAAACAUACGCCCCCUACUUUACAACGGCCAAGGAAGAUCACCAACUAUGUUUUCACAGUCAAAAUCGUCGAGGCAGAAGACCUGAAGGGAUGUGACAUGGAUGGACUUAGUGAUCCUUACGUUUCCUUGGCCGAUGAGUCCCAGCGUAUCUUCAAGACUCGUAUUGUCUAUGACAAUCUUAACCCCCGGUGGGACGAUACGGUAGACAUCGUUACAAAGGGACCGCAGAACAUCAUUGCAACAGUCUGGGACUGGGACGCUGUGGGGAGCCACGAUUAUAUGGGACGCACUUCUCUCAAGCUUGAUCCUGCUCACUUUUCAGACUUUGUCCCAAGGGAAUACUGGCUAGACUUGGACACGCAAGGCCGAAUCUUGCUUCGUGUGAGUAUGGAAGGCGAACGCGAUGAUAUCCAGUUUUAUUUUGGCAAGGCCUUUCGUACUCUGAAACGUACAGAACGAGAGAUGACCCGGAAAACAACGGAAAAGCUUUCCGCUUAUAUCAACCAUUGUCUCUCUCGUCGUGCUCUCAAAGCGUUGCUGUCGAAAGGAAUCACUAUGUCCACUGUUUCCAGCUAUUUUAAUCGGAACAAAGCAGCGACCGCUUCAGGUCCGACUCAGGCGGAAAUCGAGGGCGCGUUAGACACACUGUUCACAUAUUUCGACGACAACUUUUCCAUAAUGAACCAAACACUGACAGAAGAAGCCAUGAGAAAGGUCAUGGCUCGGUUAUGGAAAGAAGUACUGGUUACUGUGGAAGCUCUUUUAGUUCCUCCACUUUCUGACAAACCUUCCAAUCAACGACCGCUCACUCAGCAAGAAGUCGACGUCGUAUCCCGUUGGCUCCUCUUGCUCCUCAACUUCUUCAACGCCGUCGACGAAGAAACCGGCGAAGCAAACGGCGUACCCUUAGAUAUCCUCAAAUCACCGAAAUACCACGAAAUCCAAAGCCUCUUCUUCUUCUACUUUGAACCAACCGAUAAUUUAAUUCGAACGUCAGAACGCAUGGCCUCCGCGACCGCAGCGCGUCAGCAGACCAACCGAAACCGACUCUCCGCCACAUCUUCAUCGCUCAGCCCAUACUCUGCCAUUGGUGGUGCGGCUGGUAUCCCCUCUGCUCGCCGGGGCAAAAGUAUUAUGCUGUCCCGUAACCUGGGCACUAUGAGGAAAGCCAAGGAGGAAAAAUGGCGAGAGGCACAAGCGGAACCGAACGAUGAUAUGAUCCUUCGCAUCCUGCGCAUGCGACCGGAGGCGUACCCGUAUAUCCGUGAUCGCAGUCGACAGAAAGAGAGGUUGGCGACGGCGGCUGCUGCUGAUUUAAUCGUUCAACAGAGCUUAAUGGCUGGCAGUGGGGGGAGAAUGGUUGGAACACUGCCGCGAAGGUAAAAUCAUGUUUAUCGAACUAUUAUCUCUAGGAGAUAGGAAAUGACUUGUGUUUACGAAUGGAUUCCCCUUUAUUUAUUUUCACGGCUGCGUUAUUUUAGAAGGGAUGGAUAUGGACAGGUCGGGUUAUAUGUUUGGCGUGUGGGAAACUUAAGCGUUAAUUGAUGUUCGUUUCCUUUCCCCCUUAUCUUUUUGCGUUUUUCUUUGCCUGUUACUUCGUUUAGCUUUUUUGCGUUAUUUCCGACUCACAGCUCAAGACCAAUCUUAUAUUAUAGCUUCAAUUUCCCUUCUUACAAUUCUCUAGCAAAGUUCAUAUCAUCAUCGUUCAACCCAUCUUCUGGGGAUGCCACAUACCUCUCAUUUUUCGACUUGUAUUCCCGAACCCGAAAAUUCCCUUCUCUAUUCUAUCAGUCCUGCUUUGCCGUUUUUUAUGAUGCCUUAAUGUUCCACCCAACCAUCCCCUCUCUUGCUAUGUUUCAUGACUGUUUUCAGGCUUGAAAGACGAUUCCAAGGCUAAAAUGCGCCCUUUCGUUAUCAUGUUAGUAAUAUGUUAUUCCGUGGGUUGACAAAAAAGGAACGGGCUGAGGAGUGGAUAACUUCUGAUGUGAUAUUUGUUUUUACACUUUUCGCUUGCAGGUCAUACAAAGUUAAAGCGCUCUAAAUCACAUGAGAAAAAUGAAAAAUGGAAUGAUUUCCGCUAACUACUGCAAGUUAGUAAUUAAUUUUUAUUGCGGACAAGCAUCAAAUGCUUGCGUAGCCCCCUCUACCACUUCCACCCUCCCCCC